Messenger RNA from Naegleria fowleri, 3759 nucleotides. RefSeq lists its product as uncharacterized. NCBI's taxonomy places the organism in Eukaryota, Heterolobosea, Eutetramitea, Acrasida, Naegleriidae. The record is from RefSeq and is a predicted model, not a curated record. The transcript has a single exon. The coding region runs from base 1 to 3759 and encodes 1252 amino acids.
AUGAAUCCUUCGAUGGCGCUGGGUCUCACACAACAACAACAACCACCACAUCAUCAUCAUCACCAUCAAACAACGACCACUUGUACAAGUGGCCCACGACAAAAUGACUCGAUUCCGUCGCAUUCCAUUCCACUACCACCACCACCACCACCAACAUUAACAUUAACAUCGAAUCCUAAUAUUAACCCUUCAUCAUUGAUGACGAUCUAUCCUUUUACAUCCGAGUCCAUUCAUUCAAUGACUCAACAACCCUAUCAUGAUCAUCAUCACCACUACACUCAUAUUGCCACAAAUAAUCAUGUCCAUUCGACUCAUGGAUAUUCUGUACAGUACUAUCACCAUGGUGGAGCAUCGACGACUCAACAACCUCAACAAUAUCAACAAUAUUUGGUGAAGGAAUAUCAACAACAACAUUAUUCACACACUCAACAACCAUCAGUGUCAUUGUCAAACGUUUCGACGACUCUUCGAACGCCCACCAUGCAAUUGGCCGCCCCUUCGAAUUCAUCAAAUGGAUCUUUGAAUUUUCAACAAACAAUGAAUCAUGAACCGGUUGUGCCUUUUGCUUGGAAUUCUUCAGUGCAACAAGAAUAUUCAAAUUAUUAUUCGAAUCCAUCACAAAUUUCAUCUAGUGUUUCUGCACAAAUAUCGAACGUGAUGAAUCAUCAUUAUCAGCAUGAUACAAAACAAGGAGUAGUAUUGAACAAUGAACCAAUCAUGAGGAAUGAAUAUUAUGUGUCGUCACAACAACCAAUUUCACAAUCAAUUUCGCAAUCAUCACAUGUGACACCUAAUUUUGCAAGUAGUCAAUAUUCAACGUCCAGUCAUGCGCAACAACAAUUGAAUAAGAAUAACAAUGGCUAUCCAUUCUCGGAUAAUGUGCCAAUCUCAAAAAUUAGUAAUAAUUUCAUCCCAUCAAAACAAUCUUCUGUUGCAUCAUCAUCGGCCACACAACAGCAACCUUAUCAAUCCAGCAUGACACAACGCACCUCCAUUUCAAAGCCUGCCAAUGAUUACGAUAGUACAGUUUCUAAAAGUUCGAUCAUGUCUCGAUUGAAACCAAUCAAACCAAUUAAGAAUUCGACGACAAACAAUUAUCAUGACGCGAUUCAUGUUCAAGUUCACAAAACUUUACGGUCUACAUUUCACGAAACAUUUUCCAGAUUGGAUUCUCAGCCUCGUUCAGCUGCCAACAAGAGUGUGACACCUCAAUUAUGUGAAACGCUCCAUCGAAAUGCCUUAUUAAGAAAUUAUGAGGAAAAUUAUCAACCCUUCUCUUCUAGUCAGCCACAAGUGACUAGUCGUACGACUAGUAAUAAUUGUCACAUGACUCAAACACAUCAACAAACGUUGCAUACCAUGCAAACUCCAACCAUACCAACGGUACAAUCAUUACGAUAUUCAGAGACACCAUGUGAUGUUCAACUCAUGGCUCACAAUGCCAUCUUGAGAUCAUCACCACCUUCGAGUUCUCAAAUGACAACUACCGAUUCAGGAACUUUUCACUUGACGACAACUCGUAGUACACAACCAAAUGCAAUCCAUCCAAUGGAGGACCACCACCAUUCUAUUUCACAACCAAAGGUUCACCCUAAUCAAUUAUCCUCUGUUACUGCCACUGCCACUGCUACCACAAAUGUUGUUACUUCUAUGAAUCAUUCACAAGUAAUGAAUCAUCAUCUCGACAACAACAAUUAUGACCUAUCCUCUCCUAGUGUCCACAUCAAUCAAUCACAAAUUUCAAACAUUUCUUUCAGAAAACCUAGUCAUUAUCAACGCCUCUCUCAACAACAACAUCUCAUGGCUCCACCACCGUCACCACUCAUUUCCAAAUCCUUUUCCUCAAUGAAUAAUAGUAGAAUGAAUAAUAAUAUCACGACGACGACGACGAGUUUCCUGGUCACAGAGCCAACAAUUUCCACCACCGCCACUCAACAACCAUCUCAUCCUUCAACGAUUGAGACCUCAACACCUCCAAAUGCAUCCAUUCAACAACCACAGCCACAUCGAUCCAUGUCACCAUUUCCUUCUUCGAAUGCAAUCACAAUUCUUAAUUCCUCAAAAUCUCCAAUGAUUGAUCAUAAAACAAGUUUGAAUUCUCCACUUCAAACACCAAAAACUCUUUCCACCACAAAUAAUUAUGAAAAUUUUGUGGUGACACACAACAAUGCUCCCAAUCUUACAUCCUCUCCUCACUCACUCAACGUCAUGCACAGCCAUCAGCAGAGAACAACUCCUCAUCAUCCUGUUCCUCUCAAUUUUCAAUCCAUUCCAGUCGAAUCGUCAUCACAAGAACCCUCCCCUUCUGCUCGUGUUGGUAAUCAACAACAUUUGAAUCAUCAUGAUCGGCAACAACAAGAAGGAAUUCAUGCCCAAUCGUUUUCUCUUCCACCACCAUCUUCUCAAAGUGUCAUUUCACAUGAAUUCCAAGGUGACCAUAUUCAUACUUCAAUGACUCAUCAACAUUCUCAGUUGCGACAGGACUCGACGACGAUGAUGAACAACAAGACCAUGGUGACUACUACCACCAACCAUGGAACAGCUCCUCAAUCCUCUCCAACCUUCAAUGGUCACGUGGCACUCGUAUCAUCUUUGAAUCAUGAUCCCUAUGCAUCAUUGCAUUUGACAAGUGGUGUCACGACAAGUAGUAGUAGGCCAACACAUCCAGAGUCCAUUCAUCAUCAUUUGGUGUCACAACCUUCUCCACAGGUCAGUCAUUCUCUUUCACAACCAAUUCCAAUGGCACAAUCAAUGCCCUUUUCUUCCAUUUCAACCAUGCAUCAUCAUAAUUGUGAAACACUGAACAGCAAAGGUGAUGAUGGAAUGUAUCCAAUGACCACAAUCACUCGACAUGACAUGAAUGAUACGAAUCCAUCAAUGCCACCACCACCACCAUCAUUACAAAAUGCUGAAACAUCAACAUUGGUUGAACUCGAAUCUAGGAUUGGAAACGAUCAUGGAAUCAUCCAUCAGAAAAAGACAUCAUUCAUCAAUGAAAAUGUCUCCAUUCCUCCUCGUGAUGAUCCUAAUGAUGAGCACAUUCAUCCUAAUGAUGUACAAGUCAUUUCUGACACAGCAAGUCAUGGAGACGAAUUGCAAGAUCCAUUUCAGAAUCAUGAUGAAGAAUUUUCAAAAACAUUAAGGUUGGAAUUGAGGAAACUUCGAAAAUUUGUUCAUGGCAUUGAUGAAAAUUGCACCACUAUUCUUUCAAGCCCAAUUUCCAAACGUUACAAGAAUAAGGCCUAUCGAUCCAGUUGGAUCAACAAGACUAAAGAUGGACAUGUCAUUUUCCUUAAAAGAGACUGCAAAUUUAAGAAACGAAGAAAUCUGAGAAGGCAAAGCAAAAAACGAACAAGUGUGAAUCAAGGCGAUUUGUCAAGCAAGCCAGUGAGGUCAAUGAUGAUAUCACCUCCAUCCAUACCUCCAUCAACGCCCAUUCACAAGCAAUCCUCGUCACGUGAACGUGUGAAACCUUCGCAUCAGAAACAAGUCACAACGACACCUUUACCCUCUCCCAUUGUUAGUCCAAUUGUUUCCAAAGUCUCCACUGUGCAAAGAUUGAGACAUCAUGAGAUGGAAGCUUCUGAGGAUGCCAUUCUUUUGAGACGAUUAAGCCAAAUUGAAAAUCCUUAUUAUACAAAUGAUCCUUGGAGUGAGAUUGAAAUGUUGCAAGUACCCGAUGUUUCGACUCGAUCCAAACAAAGCAACAAGACCAAUGAGAAGAAUGAAUUAUCUGAAAUGUUGAAAGGAUUUAUUUAA